This is a messenger RNA of Rhinocladiella mackenziei CBS 650.93, 1593 nucleotides long. RefSeq names its product T-complex protein 1 subunit beta. Gene Ontology annotation, cellular component: cytosol; chaperonin-containing T-complex. Gene Ontology annotation, molecular function: ATP-dependent protein folding chaperone; ATP binding; ATP hydrolysis activity. The coding region runs from base 1 to 1593 and encodes 530 amino acids. The transcript has a single exon. The record is from RefSeq and is a predicted model, not a curated record. NCBI's taxonomy places the organism in Eukaryota, Fungi, Ascomycota, Eurotiomycetes, Chaetothyriales, Herpotrichiellaceae. Gene Ontology annotation, biological process: protein folding.
AUGGCAUCUAACAAUCCCACGCAAAUCUUCGCGGAAGACGUGCAGGAAGAGAAAGGAGAAAAUGCCCGUCUUUCCGCCUUCGUGGGAGCCAUCGCAGUCGGCGACCUCGUCAAAUCCACACUGGGCCCCAAGGGCAUGGACAAGAUCCUGCAGAGUGCCAGUACAGGCGAGAUAAUGGUGACUAACGAUGGAGCCACGAUAUUGAAAUCCAUAGCCCUCGACAAUGCUGCUGCCAAAGUCCUGGUCAACAUUUCCAAAGUCCAAGACGACGAAGUGGGAGACGGAACAACAUCGGUUGCAGUCCUUGCUGCCGAAUUACUGCGAGAAGCCGAACAGCUUGUCGCGAAGAAAAUACAUCCCCAGACCAUUAUUGAAGGCUACCGAUUAGCAUCCCAAGCUGCCUUGCACGCACUCGAAAAGGCCGCAGUCGACAGCAGCAAAGACCCUCAAGUCUUCCGCAAAGACCUCCAGGCCAUUGCUCGAACGACCCUCUCUUCCAAAGUCCUCAGUCAAGACCGAGAUAAAUUCGCCGAUCUAGCCUGCGAAGCCGUCCUUCGUCUCAAAGGCUCAACAGACUUGAACCAUAUUCAAAUAAUCAAGAAGGCAGGCGGAAAAUUAAGUGACAGCUAUUUGGACGAAGGAUUCAUCUUGGACAAGCGCAUCGGUGUGAACCAGCCCAAGAGGUUAGAAAACGCCAAAAUCCUUGUCGCCAACACUGCAAUGGAUACAGACAAAGUCAAGAUCUGGGCUUCACGAAUGAAAGUCGGCUCGCCAAAAGAACUUGCUGAGCUGGAAAAAGCCGAGCGGGAAAAAAUGCGACAGAAAGUGGAACGGAUCAAAGCUCACGGGAUCAACUGCUUCAUAAACCGACAACUCAUCUACAACUGGCCCGAACAACUCUUUACGGAAGCUGGAAUCAUGAGCAUUGAACAUGCCGACUUUGACGGUGUGGAGCGUCUCGCUCUCGUGACCGGCGGCGAGAUCGCAUCCACAUUCGACCACCCGGAACAAGUGAAGCUCGGCCACUGCGACCUGAUCGAAGAAGUCAUCAUCGGCGAAGACACACUGAUUAAAUUCUCCGGAGUAGCCGCCGGCGAAGCGUGCACCAUCGUCCUCCGUGGCGCGACAGAACAAUUACUCGACGAGGCCGAGCGAUCUCUGCACGACGCACUGGCAGUCUUGUCGCAGACGGUCAAAGAACCCCGUAUCACGUUCGGCGGCGGAUGCGCGGAGAUGGUGAUGGCGAACGCCGUGGACUCGCUCGCGCAAAAGGUUGGCGGCAAGAAACGCAUUGCAAUUGACUCGUUCGCCACUGCGUUGCGGCAGCUGCCUACUAUCCUGGCCGACAAUGCCGGGCUGGAUUCAUCGGCUCUCGUCUCGGAACUCCGCAGCGAAGUAUACCGUGGCAUGACGAGCAGUGGGCUCGACCUGCUGACGCCCGGCGGCGGCAUCGCUGAUAUGCGCGAAUUAGGCGUCAUCGAGAGCUAUAAGUUGAAGAGAGCCGUCGUGGGCUCUGCGAGCGAGGCAGCCGAGCUAUUGUUACGAGUCGACGAUAUCAUUCGUGCGGCACCACGGAGGAGGGAGCGCAUGUAA